This is a messenger RNA of Cannabis sativa, 3401 nucleotides long. RefSeq names its product receptor-like protein kinase HSL1. Lineage: Eukaryota; Viridiplantae; Streptophyta; Magnoliopsida; Rosales; Cannabaceae. Bases 107 to 3151 code for a protein of 1014 amino acids. The record is from RefSeq and is a predicted model, not a curated record. Gene Ontology annotation, cellular component: plasma membrane. The transcript has 2 exons. Gene Ontology annotation, biological process: protein phosphorylation; hormone-mediated signaling pathway. Gene Ontology annotation, molecular function: protein binding; protein kinase activity; ATP binding.
UCCAAAAUUAUUAUUUCAUUCCCUUUUCUUGGAAAAAAUAAAAUAAAAUCUUACAUUUCCAACAAUUUAAUAUUAAAUUUGCAGGGCCCACCUUCUUCUGCUUCAAAUGUCCAAACUUUCACACUCAAAGUUGCUACUUUUUUAUUAUUAUUCUUCUUCGUCUUCACCUCCAAAACUCAACUCAUUUUCCCUCCAUUCUUCUAAAAUGGUGCUCACCUUACUUUUCUUCCUUCUCUUUCUCUCUCCUCCUUUGACUCUCUCUCUAAACCAAGAGGGACUCUACCUCCUCCGAGUCAAACGUGGCCUUUCCGAUCCAACUCAGUCCCUCUCCUCCUGGAAUGACCGGGACGAUGAUCCUUGCAACUGGUUCGGUGUCACCUGUGAAAACUCAACUCGUCGAGUUAUCUCCAUCGAACUUCGGAGUUCUCAGCUUGCCGGACCUUUCCCUGUUUUCCUUUGUCGCCUCCAGUCUCUCUCUUCCAUUAUUCUCUCUAAUAACUCUAUCAACUCCUCUCUGCCGAACACUAUCUCCGACUGCCGGAAUCUCCAGACCCUCGUUCUCUCUCAGAACCUCCUCGUGGGUCCCAUUCCCGGAAGUAUUUCCAAAAUCGCUAACCUCCGGCAACUGGACCUUACUGGAAACAACUUCACUGGUGGAAUUCCGGCAAGCUUUGGUCAGUUUCAGAAACUUGAAUCGCUUAUUCUCUCCGGAAAUCUUCUUGACGGAGUUAUACCCAGUUCUCUUGGUAACAUUUCUAGUCUCAGAGAGCUUUUUCUCGCUUAUAAUCCGUUCUCGCCGAGUCGGAUACCGAGUGAGUUUGGUAACCUGACUAGUCUUGAGAGCUUAUGGCUCAGUGGUUGUAACCUCGUGGGACAGAUUCCGGCGAGUUUGGGCCUGCUGACGCGGCUCAAGAACCUUGACAUUUCCAUGAACAGACUCAGCGGAGCUAUUCCUAGUUCAAUUACAGACCUACGAAGUAUAGAACAGAUUGAGCUUUACAACAAUUCUAUUUCCGGUGAGUUACCUCCGGGAAUGUCGACAUUGAAGACCCUGCGAAGAUUCGACGUGUCCAUGAACCAACUGACUGGUACGAUUCCGAAUGAGCUUUGCGGUUUGCAACUAGAGUCGCUGAAUUUGUUUGAUAAUCGGCUUGAAGGGACACUACCAGAGAGUAUAGCUGAGUCUCCAAACUUAUACGAACUCAAAUUAUUCAACAACAAACUCAGCGGCAAGUUGCCCAGUCAACUCGGGAAGAACUCGCCGUUGCAGAGGCUCGAUGUUUCGUACAAUGGGUUUAGUGGAGAAAUCCCAGAAAGCUUGUGCGUGAAGGGUGUACUGGAAGACCUUAUUAUUAUAUACAAUUCAUUUUCCGGGAAAAUUCCACCGAGCCUUGGAAAAUGCCAGUCCUUGAGCAGAGUGAGAAUGAAGCACAACAAUCUUUCAGGUAUUGUUCCUGCUCAAUUCUGGGGUCUCCCCCGUGUCUCCUUGCUUGACCUUGCUCAUAAUUCACUUUCUGGUCCCAUAUCUAGCAAAAUUUCUGGUGCACGUAACAUUUCACUUUUGUUAAUAUCUCGAAACAAGUUUUCUGGGGCCUUGCCUAAUGAGCUCGCUUCACUGGACAGCCUUGUUGAAUUAUCUUGUAGCCAUAAUGUGCUAUCGGGUUCCAUUCCGGCGAGUUUGACUAAGUUGAGCCAAUUGGGAAGGCUUGAUCUUAGUAACAACCAACUAUCUGGGCAGAUUCCGGUCGGAAUUGAUUCUAUGAAGAAGCUGAAUGAGCUUAGUUUAGCUAACAAUAAGCUAUCUGGUCAAAUCCCAAGUGAGAUUGGGAGUGUGUUUGGUCUUAACUAUCUUGAUCUUUCUGGAAAUCUUCUCUCUGGGAAAAUCCCAUCCGAGUUGCAGAAUUUAAAGCUUAAUAUGCUAAACUUGUCGAACAAUAAGCUUUCUGGUGCGCUUCCUCCUCUUUAUGCAAAUGAAAAUUACAAAAGUAGUUUUUUGGGCAAUCCAGGCUUGUGUGGUGACAUCCCUGAUCUUUGUUCUCGGGCCGUUACAAGUAACAAGAUGAAAUACCUUUGGAUUUUACGUUCAAUCUUCAUUCUUGCAGCCAUUGUUUUUCUUGUUGGACUUUUUGGGUUCUAUUGGAAGUACAUGUCCUAUAAGAAGAACACUGAAACAAUCACUACAGCCAUAUGGAGGUCUUUCCAUAAACUUAGUUUCAAUGAGUUUGAUGUAGUCGACUGCCUAAACGAGGACAAUGUGAUAGGAAGUGGAGCUUCAGGAAAAGUCUACAAAGUGGUGCUUGGCAACGGUGAGAAAGUUGCAGUAAAGAAGCUUUGGGGAGGAGUAAAGAAAGAUGACACUUGUCCUGUUGUGCGGGAGAAAGAUGAAUUCGAAGCAGAAGUUGAAACACUUGGAAAGAUUAGGCACAAGAAUAUUGUCAGGCUGUGGUGUUGCUGCAGCUCUGAUUAUUGCAAACUUCUGGUUUAUGAAUACAUGCCUAAUGGAAGCUUGGGGGAUUUACUCCAUAGUAGUAAAGGAGGCAUGUUGGAUUGGCCAACAAGGUACAAGAUAGCUCUAGAUUCAGCUGAGGGGCUUUCUUACUUGCAUCACGAUUGUGUACCUCCAAUUGUUCAUAGAGAUGUAAAAUCCAACAACAUAUUGUUGGAUGAAAAUUUUGGAGCCAAAGUUGCUGAUUUUGGGGUGGCUAAAAUUGUAGGCGGAGUCAGUAAAGAUGUUCUUUCUAUGUCUAUUAUUGCAGGGUCUUGUGGUUAUAUCGCACCAGAAUAUGGUUAUACACUUCGAGUGAAUGAAAAGAGCGACAUUUAUAGCUUUGGAGUGGUGUUACUAGAGCUAUUGACUGGUAGACUCCCAGUUGAUUCAGAAUACGGAGACAAAGAUUUGGUUAAAUGGGUCUGCGCUACUAUGGAACAAAAUGGAUCAGACCAAGUAAUUGAUUCCAGACUUGAUGUCAUAACUCACAAGGAAGAAAUUAGCAGAGUACUCCACAUUGCUCUUCUCUGCAUCAACCCACAUCCGCUUACUCGGCCAUCAAUGCGAAUAGUGGUGAGCAUGCUGCAAGAAGCAAGUUCAGGAAACAAAUCCAAAUCUGGUGGGAAAGAUGGUAUCUUUUCCCUUGCUGCUACUUCGAUGUAAAUUACUCAGAUCCAAGGUAGCAUAGUAUAUGAUUCAUGUACUCUUGUACUGUAGUAGAAAUUUAAUGAGAGGGGUCCACUUCAGAAUUAUAGUCCAAGUGGGGGUUUGGAUCUCUACACUAGAUAGUAAAUUAUUAAGGGAUGCGCCAUUCUAGGUGGUGAUUUUCCAUUUUUUUUAUUUAGGAAAUUUGUAACAAUGCAAUUUUAAGAAAAUUGUCCAAAUAUGAGAUAAAAAAAAUCUGCAUUAAAAA